GGCAUCACCGAGUAAUGACCGCAUCCUCCGCUGAAAAAACAGGCAGAAUUCUUCCGGAGACUGACGACGAAGGCGCUUCCGCUGCUGAACUGGAGAUCAAAAACGUCGAAAACGCAAGUCUAUACACAAUAGAAGAUGUCAAGUUCCUGCUGAAAAAAAACAUAACUUAUCAGAUCGGCCGUGAUUUGGCGGCCAAUCGAACCGACGCGAUCAAUUUAAACCACGUUUCAGUGCAUCCUAAACACGCUGAAAUUUCAGUGGAACUUCGAGAAUCCUACGACGGACACCUGAUCAGCUAUGUCGAGUCAGGCGUUUACCUCUCCCGAUCAGAGAAGGCGAAGGGAGUUCCUUUGGAUCUGGGGAUCACUCAUAAAAUUCGCAGCGGGGAUUAUAUUACUUUUGGCCAAAUCAAAUGUUUGUUUAUACGUUCUGCGCCAAAAUCGGCCGACACUUUGAAAAUUGAAGACCACGGACCUCUACCGCGUCUGUUGGUCUCCUUCCCGGAACGGACCGUGCGCCCACACCCAUCUGGGCAUCCUCUGUCCUUUGAUGGACCUUUCUCUAAAUCUAUGUCUACACCCCAUUCUUCAAUUUGCCAACUACGAACGGUCAAUUCCGAUCCCACACAUAACGUCAAACGCUGCGCCAACCCCGGAUCUCACACUGCCUCCAAGUCUUCCACACCGACUUGUACACAGUUGCUUCAAGACAUUCACAAAAUCUUCAAUUCAAAAAUUUCAGACGCGCCCGUUUGCGAGGGAAGUACUCCGAAACGUCGCGCCUUUUCAUCUGUCCUUCUAGAUUUUUCUUUUAGCAACUCUUCGCGUCAGUCACCUUUCUUUGAUCAAGAUCUUCUCUUGUGCGACGAGCAGGACUACUCGCGAAGCGUCAUCGACGAGAGAUCGGUUCUCUCCGAAACAGUUCACUCUAACAGCCAUGAUGAAGACAACCAAGUCAACAGCUCCUGCAGCCCUAUCGAUAUUGUACUGUCUGCCAAAUGGUUUUUGUUUCCUUCGAAAGCAGUUCCAGCCCUCCGCCUAACCCUUUUUUCCCCCCCGCACAACUUUUCAAACAAAAAAUACCUGCCAGCCAUGGACGUACGCGUCUACCGACGACAGCACCGAAGUAGCCACCCAGAUAAUCGAUCCACCCAUCGACGAAACAAAAGAUGA
Molecule: messenger RNA, 1172 nt
Organism: Schistocerca gregaria
Lineage: Eukaryota; Metazoa; Arthropoda; Insecta; Orthoptera; Acrididae
Exons: 2
Coding region: 15-1172 (385 amino acids)
Molecular function (GO): protein binding
Source: RefSeq, a predicted model, not a curated record